This is a messenger RNA of Photinus pyralis (common eastern firefly), 2262 nucleotides long. RefSeq names its product zinc finger protein 431-like. Bases 174 to 2252 code for a protein of 692 amino acids. NCBI's taxonomy places the organism in Eukaryota, Metazoa, Arthropoda, Insecta, Coleoptera, Lampyridae. The transcript is spliced from 12 exons. The record is from RefSeq and is a predicted model, not a curated record. Gene Ontology annotation, cellular component: nucleus.
GCUCGUAUGAAAUAUGGCCGGGUAGACAUUUCCUGUUUACGUACUGCAUUGUUGUCACUUUUCGCUGAUUGAAACAUUUACAAGGGUUAAAUUACGUUAAAAUGUAAUUAAUUGUAAUUUCUUGCGGAGUGUAUAGCGAGUGCUUAAUUGUGUGUAACGGAAAAAAGGGUAUUAUGGAGAGCGCCGAAUCGAAUCAGGAACUGCUGGAAAACGUUACCAUUUCUGAUGUUGGUGGCUCUCAGUUCAUGAUACAAAGGAUGACUGUCGAUAACACUCAGCUUUUGAACGCUGAGUUGCUAUCGCAUCAUGGCGGUUUGGUCGUCGAUUUGGGAGCCGGCGACUUUAUACCGGUCAACUACUCCUCCGAAGAUUUACUGAACCAGGACCUAACAGAGGAGGAUCGGAAUUUGGCAGCCGCUUUGGUCGCCGUUCAGCUGAGCCAGCAACAAAAGCAGCAGCAGUUACAGCAGGACUCUUCGAGUGCAUUACCCACCAUUGUCGCCAACUCUACUUUAGGGGUGCCAAAAAUCGAGCUCAGCGACCAACAAAUUAUAUUGACCAAUAAAUCCGGCAACACACUUAACGGUCGGUACUUACAAAUCGUAGGGGAGGACGGUGUUUAUGAAACUUACGAUCAGGAAAUUAAGUCUGAAGGCGAAAACGAAUCUCCAGUUGUUGUCAAGGAUUCCGACGGUGAAAAUCGAUCGGAUACCCGCUCGUCGAGAAAGAGUCUGCCCCACAAAAAGCGUAUUUCGCGCAAAUUGAAACGAAACCCGGUCGCUUUACGUAAAUAUCACAAAUGUAGUCUGUGCGAGCAGACGUUCUCGAGUGAAGAUUUUGCGGAGCAUCAGACCGAGUGUCAUACGACAAUUACGCCCGUUAACCCGACGCUUUUCAGUUGCCAACUCUGUCAGUCGAACUUUCAGGAUCAAUUGGGUUUCUUUGAGCAUUUGAAGAGUCACUACGAGCCCUCCGUGCAAGUGGAACCGGCCGUACUGGCAUCAGAAGAAGAACCUACUAAAGAAGAAAUUAAAAUAGACAUCAACACCCCCAAAGAAUCGUUAUUGUCAUCGCUAUUAAAUUUGCAAUGUACAGAGUGCAAUAAAACAUUUAAGCGGCAGAAAGUCUACGAAGCACACGUUCGUGAUGUGCACAGUAAACAAGAGCUGGCCGAAUUCAGUGAGCCGGAAGAUCUUAUGGCCGGCAUCGACGUGGUGGUCGGAGCAAACGAGCACAGCUCUGACGAGGACUCCAAGAGCUGGUCCAAGUAUCGUGACGAAGAGUUGCACGCGACCGAAGAAGAUUUGCGCGAGUUGGAAGCACAAGAUCACGUAUGCCAUAUAUGCCAAGAACCGUUUCCGAUGCGUGCCAUACUCCUACAACACUUGACUACUUGCCGUUUGAUUCACGAGCAAACUGAAAAUAGUAUUCAAAGCGUUCCGAAGAAGAAGACGAAAAAGAAGCCGGGCGAGCUCAGCUGCACGGAUUGCGACCGGGUGUUCGCGCAUCGCAAUUCGCUCAUUUAUCACCUGAGGAGUCACACCGGCGAACGGCCGCACCAAUGCGAGCAUUGCGGAAAGAGCUUUUUCGCGGCUAGCGCUCUCAAGGUUCACAUGCGACUGCAUUCUGGUGACAAACCGUACAAGUGCGAGCAUUGCGGACGAAACUUUCGUCAGUGGGGCGACCUAAAAUAUCACACGAUCUCGCUGCACUCCGACCAGAAACAGUACCAAUGCGAGUACUGCGGCAAGGACUUCGCCCGAAAAUACUCCCUCAUCGUCCACCGUAGAAUACACACGGGCGAGAGGAACUACAAAUGCGAGUUCUGCGGUAAAAGCUUCCGGGCGUCCUCCUACUUGCAAAAUCACAGACGGAUACACACAGGCGAGAAACCCCAUCCGUGCGAGGUGUGCGGGAAGCCGUUUCGUGUAAGAUCCGAUAUGAAACGACACAUGAAGACGCACGGCAGGAGAAGGUUGGUGCGGUCGACGCCCAUGUCUCCGGAGCUGGUUGUGACGAAGAUUGAAAAAUCAGAGGAUAGUAUUAUGAUCGAUUCGGACGAUACUAGUCAACUGCAAACUCAGGAGAGCGAAAACGCGGUCGAAGCUCUGCAGUUUGAGCAAACUCAAUUAGAAGCCGUGCGCGAGGGAAACACACUGUACACUAAUGGUCAUCAAUUAUUUGUUCUAUACACUGGGGACGCGCAACCACAUUUAAUUGAAGAUUCCUCCACAUGGUCUCAAACUAGUUAAUAAAUUAAAA